GGACACACACCACUUAAAGCAAGAGCAUCAGUGAACCUCUUUGGGAUUCAUCUUUUAAUUUUUUAUUAUUAAAUUUUUUUUUUUUUAAAAAAAAAAUUUAAAAAAAAAAAAAAUUGACCAAUCGUAGGCCGCCAUGUAUCGUAGGACCCGCACUACAGUGAUGAAUUUUAAGAGAGAAGGUAUCACGCAGAAGAAGCGAGACGAACCGAGUUCAUCGCUUUAACUUUUUUUAAUAUUUUUUUUCCUCGUAAAACGUGUGAUUCUCUCCUUUAAACCUCUAAUGCGCAUGGCCUUAGCAUAUGCUACAUGCACCAGUUUCACGUUGAAUCCAUUUUUAUUUUAUUUCAAUGAUCGAUAUUUGAAAAUAGUUAAAUAACUUGUGAUUCGCAUCGGUUUGCGCUAACUGAUGAUUACAUUUUAGAUUAUCAAAGUUCGAUCGAGCAGAUGAUCAAUGUUUAUGUUUCCCUUCCCCACAGAUUUUUCGGACACAUGAUCAUCUGAACGUAACAUAGAUUUGAUUACCAGAUACAUUACGUAUAGACUCUUUGAAGCCACAAAAACUCCUCUAUUCACAAGAUGCCGUGCCACGACUGGAGUUUCAGUAAGCUCACAGGCGCAAUUUCUGAAUCUCUCCAUAGCAUAUUUGCAAAAAUGUACAUCUCUGUAAGGUGGUAAAAUGUGUUAAACUUGUAUAAAUAUAAAUAUGAUAAAAUGUCUAUAAAAUAUAAGAAUUAUAUUUUUUUUUAUAUACAUAUACAAGAACGGAUCAGAUAUCUAUCUUCAAAUUUUUUUAAUAUUUAUAGUCUUUUUAUUUUUACAGAUAUUAAAUAUUAGUAUUUAUUUUGUUUUAUAGAAUCACAAAUUUUCAGAUUUUAAGAAUUGAAACUAAACGGGCGGAUAGCUUAGCUUAGUACGCAGUGCUAGAAAAUAAACGUUCUUCGUUGUUCACAUGGAUGCGGAGUUGCCAAUUUGGUUUACAAAGUCAACAUGAGUUUGUAAAUUAAUGCUUGUUGUCAAAAAAAAAAAAGAAUUGAAACUAAACUAAUUAACAUAUCAAAUAAAAUUUCAGGAAUAUUUUGUCCACCCUUAAAAGAAAUACUAAUUGAUUGAAGAAUUCCUCCUUUUAUAAACUGAAAAGAAAAGAUAAAGGGUUCAACGUUGUGGACCAACAAAAAUUGAUGGUCAAUACAUCUAUAUAAAUUCGCCUUCUAAUCAACAUCAAAGAAAAAUUCCAAAUUUACUUCUUUUAUUUUUGGGCUUAUUUGCUAAAUAACUAAAAAAAUAUAUAAAAAUUAGAUUUGUAGAUAGAAUGAACAGAGAGAGAUUUUGGUCAGUUAAUGAAUUUAUGUUUUUUCUAUGGUUAAUUUUCCUUUAACUUUUUGCUUAAAUUCCGACAAUAAUGAAGUUGAUAUAUGUAAUUGCUAGGAAGCUGUAACUUGGACUUAAACUUUUUCAACGUAAAAUUAUUGGAUGGAGAUAAAAGUCAUGGAAGAAUAUUCAAAGAUUGAUCAACAAUGUGCUUAUUUAGCUGAUGGAAACAGAUCUACAUUGAGCAGGGAGACAAAUAUGAGGUGUGCACUACUGUGGACUCAUAUCUCACUGCUACUUAUCUUGAUCCUUAAUUCAGCAGAUCUCACUGCUUCGAGAUCUUGUCCAACUCACUGUGGAAGAAUCUUGAUACCGUAUCCUUUCGGGGUUGGGAAAGGUUGCUAUCUCAACGAGUGGUUUGAAAUUCAGUGCAACAGUUCUACUUCCGGAGAGCUCGUCCCGUAUCUAAUCAAGAUUAACAAACAAGUUGUGAGAAUCGAUCUUCCAGUUCUAUAUGCUUCUCUAACCCCGCCCUUUCCGUACGGGUCACUCAAAAUCAGAACCAGCAUAAUGUCCACCGGAUGUUCCAACAAGAGCAGCAGCAGCAGCAGCAGGUUAGGAAGAAUAUUUGGUGAGCCUUUGGAUUUUACGGGCUCCCCGUUCACCAUUGGCCGUUCCAACAAACUGGUAGCUGUUGGCUGCGACAACAUGGCCACAUUGACAAAUCUUGAGCCUAGACUCGUGGGAUGCAUAUCGAGUUGUGGAUCAAGAAAGAAAGGGGAUAAAUCAAGUUGCAAUGGUUACAGAUGCUGCCAAGCAGACACUCCUGAGGAGGUAGGACACGUAAUCGGUGUUAGUAUAGAGAACAACCCUCCCAUUUACACAAGUGGCUGUAGAGUAGCCUUUAUAACAGACGAAUUUAACGAAAACUCACGAGUGUUCCCUGUGGCCAAAUUAACUGAUCCGCUAUGGUUUUACAAUAGACAAUAUGUUACAGUCCAACUACGAUGGGUGAUUCCGAUGAUGCAUCUUUCAUUUAUCAAGUCUCUGGGAUGCGAAGAUGUAGAAGUAUCCAAACGGGGCAAUGACUCUAUUCCUUGUCUAUGCUUCAACGCUACAAAUUAUGAUAUUCCCGAGCUGUCAUGUAUUUGCAAAAGCGGUACCAAAGGUAACCCAUAUCACUUGGACGGAUGCACAGACAUUGACGAGUGUCAACUUUACAAGAGACGUGAAAAUUUCGCAUGUGGUGAGACCGCCACUUGUGUGAAUAAUAUGGGUGGCUAUGACUGUGUGGAAAAGAAAAACAAGACUUUGCCAAUUGUUAUAGGGUUUAGUGUAGGUAUUGGUGUGUUGGUCUUUGUUGGUGUAAGCUUUUGGUUAUACAAAUUUAUCAAAAGCAGAAGGAAACUCAACCGCAAAAGAAAGUAUUUCAAACGUAACGGAGGUCUAUUGUUGCAACAACAAUUGAUUUCAAAUGAAGGUAGAAUCAAGGAGACAAUAGUGUUCAAUUCCAAAGAAUUGGAGAAAGCUACCGAGAACUUUAGUUUAAACAGAGUGCUUGGGCAAGGUGGUCAGGGUACUGUAUACAAGGGAAUGCUUGAAGAUGGUCGGAUCGUAGCAGUGAAAAAGUCUAAAGUUGUGGACGAAGACAAGUUGGAAGAAUUCAUCAACGAAGUUGUCAUUCUAUCGCAAAUCAACCAUAGAAACAUUGUGAAACUCUUAGGCUGUUGCCUCGAGACCAACGUGCCGCUUCUAGUUUACGAGUUCAUUCCCAAUGGUAAUCUUUUCGAGCAUCUUCAUGAUCAGUUUGAUGAUUACACAAUGACCACUUGGGAAGUGCGUUUGCGCAUAGCCAUAGACAUCGCUGGAGCUCUCUCGUACCUUCACUCGGCUGCUUCGUCUCCGAUUUAUCACCGAGACAUCAAAUCUACAAACAUAAUGUUGGAUGAAAAAUAUCGAGCCAAGGUGUCUGACUUCGGCACUUCGAGAUCGGUAACAGUUGAUCAUACCCAUCUGACUACAGUUGUUUCAGGUACGGUCGGAUACGUGGAUCCCGAAUACUUCCAGUCUAGCCAAUUCACCGACAAAAGCGACGUAUAUAGCUUCGGAGUGGUGCUCGUAGAGCUCAUUACUGGAGAGAAACCAGUCUCUUUUUUGCGGUCUCAAGAAAACAGAACAUUGGCAACUUAUUUCAUUCUUGCAGUGAAAGAGGACAAACUCGUCAACAUUAUUGACCCUCGGAUCAGAGAUGAUUGCAAACUAGAGCAAGUCAUGGCGGCAGCAGUACUUGCGAGGAGAUGUCUGAACCUUAAUGGAAAAAAACGACCAAGCAUGAGAGAAGUAUCAAUGGAAUUAGAGAGAAUUCGUUCACCAACUGGAGGUUCACAGUCCCAGGCUCAUAUCGUCGACAACGACCUAGAGGAUGCAGUAGCUGUGGAGCUUAACAUUGGCGUACAAUCAAGCAACUACGUAGGUGUUACUGCUCCUGCAAAGUUUCAAGACGAUGUUGGCUCAACUUCAGAUGCCCAACCUUUAUGUCCUCGUCAAACAUGGUGACCACCGGGAUAGUUAAUUUCUUGAUAAUAAAUUUUGGAAUAGAUGCAUUAUUCUAUAUAUUUUUAUAUGAACUCGCUACUGUAUGAUUUUCAAUCUAAGUUUAAAAUAAUCCUAUAUUAUGUGCUUUUCUAA
Brassica rapa (field mustard) is the source of this 3996-nucleotide messenger RNA. Its product is annotated as wall-associated receptor kinase-like 10. Gene Ontology annotation, cellular component: plasma membrane. Gene Ontology annotation, biological process: protein phosphorylation; cell surface receptor signaling pathway. Gene Ontology annotation, molecular function: calcium ion binding; polysaccharide binding; protein serine/threonine kinase activity. NCBI's taxonomy places the organism in Eukaryota, Viridiplantae, Streptophyta, Magnoliopsida, Brassicales, Brassicaceae. The record is from RefSeq and is a predicted model, not a curated record.